CGCCCCGCCCCCGGGCACGGCAGCGAGGCGAUGGCGGGACCCAACGCGGAGCCGCCCGCGCCGCUGGGCCCCCCGGGGCGGGACGGCGAGGACGGGGCCGGGGACGGGAACGGGGCCGGGGCCGGGGACGGCUUCGGGGAGGAAGAAUAUGCAGCAAUAAACUCCAUGCUGGACCAGAUCAACUCCUGCUUGGAUCACCUGGAGGAGAAGAACGAUUAUCUACAUGCCUGCUUGAAGGAACUGCUGGAGUCCAACCGCCAGACCCGCCUGGAGUUCCAGCAGCAGAGCGAGCAGCAGAACAUGGAAGCUGACGCGCAGGGAUCACAGCCUCCUGGCUAGUGGGCUGGCCCCACACUUUCCGUUGCUAAGAACAUUCACUGGUCACUGGUUUAACAUAAAACUUGAAUAGACGAGGUUCUUUCUGCCCGUUACUUGUUCCUUCCCGUGGUAGUGUCCUGCCAUUCGCCUCCAGGUUCUGUUUUUCUUUAGCUGUUGUAACAGCUGCAGAAGCACACAGGUGGGUGUAGGAGUGGUCCUUCUUUUCUCCCCCGGCACUGACACUUGGUUAAAGCUGGGCGUAGGAAGCCUGAUGCCAUGCAGGUUGUUUGCAAGCAAGCUCUCGUCACAAAGAGGAAAAAUGAUCUCUGGUGUUUUGCGCUGUUGAAUCCGAGUGAGGAACGUUAUGGCUCUAGUCUCUUCCCUCAAAGAGCACAGUCGGCAGGGGCCGUCCUGACUCCAGGCUCACCCCUAGGUGUAAUCUGUCACAGACAGGAGCCCUAGGCCAUCUCCUGCCCUGAAACUACAGCUUCCCCAUUUCAUUGUAAGAAAUAUUGACGCAGCCCCAGAUAACUGGACUUUUCUAUCCCCUUCCAAGCAGAUAAUACAAGCUACCGGGGUGAUGUUUUUGACUGUUUUAAUUUAAUUGGAAGCUGCCUAACUCAUUGAGCUGCCAUUAAGGACUUGGGCUUUAGAGCCAGAGCAGCCGGGUUAGUCCCCACUGCAGCAUCAGCUAUAGGGAGCAGAGACAUGGGAUGGGGGCAGAGCCCUGCCUGUACAUUUUGACAGGAGUACUUGUGAUCGUUCUGGUUUGAAACUUUGCAAUCUUGUCCGGAUGGCCUGGAGCCAGCACAGUGAAGCAAGUCUUACUGUUCUACUUCUGUAGAGUUAAAAGAGUUUUUUGAAAGUUAAAGAAGUUAUAAGAAAUCUGUUUUAUUAAAAUCAGUUUGAAACAAAA
Messenger RNA from Oxyura jamaicensis (ruddy duck), 1234 nucleotides. RefSeq names its product chromosome 17 C9orf16 homolog (gene BBLN). The transcript has 2 exons. Bases 31 to 339 code for a protein of 102 amino acids. Lineage: Eukaryota; Metazoa; Chordata; Aves; Anseriformes; Anatidae. The record is from RefSeq and is a predicted model, not a curated record.